This is a messenger RNA of Periconia digitata, 923 nucleotides long. Lineage: Eukaryota; Fungi; Ascomycota; Dothideomycetes; Pleosporales; Periconiaceae. The record is from the annotation of a GenBank genome assembly.
UAAAUGCCUACUUCUUGCUUCUUGAACUGACCCCUCAUCUCUCUGAUCCGCAAUAUCAUUCCAACGUUUCUCGAUUCCCCGAUAACCUCGUCCUUUCAUCCGUUUUCAAUAUACGAUCAGUCCUUACUACACGACAGUCACUCAACAUCAUGCAGCUCCUUAUCAUCCUCCUAGCGGCACUGGUGGCGACCGCCCCGACCUCUAUGCAGAUUAGUGAGUUAUCUUGUACACUUCCCAUUGUUUGGGGUGCUUUUGCUGAGUCAGCGCGAAGCAACUGUAGAUCUAUCGCGGGAAUCCAUGGUGGCUCGCGCGAGCAUCAUGCACCCCACACCUACCGGAGCCCCCGAGAGUCAGCACAUGUCAGACAGAAACGUGCUUCGUAUACCAUUCGAUUCAUACCGACCCAUAAUCCCGAAGCGCAUCCCCCAGGACUUGCCUUACACCUUGGCCGAAGCCAGUGUCAAAAAGAUAGGCGUUGGCGAGCUGACAGGAGCCGCACUCUACAAUGUUACUACAGAUGCAUUAAACUAUAUUUGUCCUGGUUUUCUGAGCGGGUGUGUCAACAACAGAAAGUUCGUCGUCCCGGGCAUUAAAUUCAAGACAGGGAACGGACAGGUCGAGAACACUGGAAGUAUCGAAAUUACUGCCAGUGCCGAGAUGGGCCCUUCACCUUCAUCUCGCCAGAAGAUGGACUUCAUUCACGUUGUUGCUUCUGUUCUGGCCAAACAAUCCGAAGACGAGACAGGCUGCGAGCGGGUUGAGACGCCUUGCCACACCCAUGACUGCCUUCAUAACAUUUCGGUAGCGACGCUACUUUGUAGUGCUUCAACUGUCGUGUCUGUGCACCCUGAGAAUAACCCCUCCAGGUCGAUUCAAAUAUUUCGACCUUCUCGCAUUGGUCUAGGUCAGACACGAUAAUUAUC